This is a messenger RNA of Knipowitschia caucasica, 9864 nucleotides long. NCBI's taxonomy places the organism in Eukaryota, Metazoa, Chordata, Actinopteri, Gobiiformes, Gobiidae. The record is from the annotation of a GenBank genome assembly.
AUGAAGGGGGAGAGUUUUGGUAUUGUUGGGUUGGGUUUUGGUUGUGGGGUGUGGGGGGGGUGUUGGGUGGUGGGGGUGUGGAUAAUAGACCUGGAGCAGGAGGCUCACAGCUGCAUGAAGACGCUGCUCUACAGUGACCCAGAGAAUCCAGAGAGACUCACCCUCCCAGACCAGACCCAGGUGGACAUCACCGUGGCGACCGUGGGCCUGGUACCUCUGUUUGGGACCCGUGAGUCGCUGAAGGUCCUGGCUCUGUUCUCUCCCUCUGAGCCCUUCACUCCUGUCGCUCUGCACCUCAGGCAGCGAUGGUGGGAGGUGGGGGAGGUGCUGAGGAGCGAGGGGAGAGACGGACUCCUGCAGGUGCAGACUCUCUGGGACCAGGUGGUGCUGUACGUGUUGAACCAUGUGUCUCUCUUUCAGGUGCAGACUCUCUGGGACCAGGUGGUGCUGUGCGUGUUGAACCAUGUGUCUCUCUCUCAGGUGCAGACUCUCUGGGACCAGGUGGUGCUGUGCGUGCUGAACCAUGUGUCUCUCUCUCAGGUGCAGACUCUCUGGGACCAGGUGGUGCUGUAUGUGCUGAACCAUGUGUCUCUCUCUCAGGUGCAGACUCUCUGGGACCAGGUGGUGCUGUGCGUGUUGAACCAUGUGUCUCUCUCUCAGGUGCAGACUCUCUGGGACCAGGUGGUGCUGUACGUGCUGAACCAUGUGUCUCUCUCUCAGGUGCAGACUCUCUGGGACCAGGUGGUGCUGUACGUGCUGAACCAUGUGUCUCUCUCUCAGGUGCAGACUCUCUGGGACCAGGUGGUGCUGUACGUGCUGAACCAUGUGUCUCUCUCACAGGUGCAGACUCUCUGGGACCAGGUGGUGCUGUACGUGCUGAACCAUGUGUCUCUCUCUCAGGUGCAGACUCUCUGGGACCAGGUGGUGCUGUACGUGCUGAACCAUGUGUCUCUCUCACAGGUGCAGACUCUCUGGGACCAGGUGGUGCUGUACGUGCUGAACCAUGUGUCUCUCUCUCAGGUGCAGACUCUCUGGGACCAGGUGGUGCUGUAUGUGUUGAACCAUGUGUCUCUCUCUCAGGUGCAGACUCUCUGGGACCAGGUGGUGCUGUGCGUGUUGAACCAUGUGUCUCUCUCUCAGGUGCAGACUCUCUGGGACCAGGUGGUGCUGUACGUGCUGAACCAUGUGUCUCUCUCUCAAGUGCAGACUCUCUGGGACCAGGUGGUGCUGUACGUGUUGAACCAUGUGUCUCUCUCACAGGUGCAGACUCUCUGGGACCAGGUGGUGCUGUACGUGUUGAACCAUGUGUCUCUCUCUCAGGUGCAGACUCUUUGGGACCAGGUGGUUCUGUACGUGCUGAACCAUGUGUCUCUCUCUCAGGUGCAGACUCUCUGGGACCAGGUGGUGCUGUGCGUGUUGAACCAUGUGUCUCUCUCUCAGGUGCAGACUCUCUGGGACCAGGUGGUGCUGUGCGUGCUGAACCAUGUGUCUCUCUCUCAGGUGCAGACUCUCUGGGACCAGGUGGUGCUGUAUGUGUUGAACCAUGUGUCUCUCUCUCAGGUGCAGACUCUCUGGGACCAGGUGGUGCUGUGCGUGUUGAACCAUGUGUCUCUCUCUCAGGUGCAGACUCUCUGGGACCAGGUGGUGCUGUACGUGCUGAACCAUGUGUCUCUCUCUCAAGUGCAGACUCUCUGGGACCAGGUGGUGCUGUACGUGUUGAACCAUGUGUCUCUCUCACAGGUGCAGACUCUCUGGGACCAGGUGGUGCUGUACGUGUUGAACCAUGUGUCUCUCUCUCAGGUGCAGACUCUUUGGGACCAGGUGGUUCUGUACGUGCUGAACCAUGUGUCUCUCUCUCAGGUGCAGACUCUCUGGGACCAGGUGGUGCUGUGCGUGUUGAACCAUGUGUCUCUCUCUCAGGUGCAGACUCUCUGGGACCAGGUGGUGCUGUGCGUGCUGAACCAUGUGUCUCUCUCUCAGGUGCAGACUCUCUGGGACCAGGUGGUGCUGUAUGUGCUGAACCAUGUGUCUCUCUCUCAGGUGCAGACUCUCUGGGACCAGGUGGUGCUGUGCGUGUUGAACCAUGUGUCUCUCUCUCAGGUGCAGACUCUCUGGGACCAGGUGGUGCUGUACGUGCUGAACCAUGUGUCUCUCUCUCAGGUGCAGACUCUCUGGGACCAGGUGGUGCUGUACGUGCUGAACCAUGUGUCUCUCUCUCAGGUGCAGACUCUCUGGGACCAGGUGGUGCUGUACGUGCUGAACCAUGUGUCUCUCUCACAGGUGCAGACUCUCUGGGACCAGGUGGUGCUGUACGUGCUGAACCAUGUGUCUCUCUCUCAGGUGCAGACUCUCUGGGACCAGGUGGUGCUGUACGUGCUGAACCAUGUGUCUCUCUCACAGGUGCAGACUCUCUGGGACCAGGUGGUGCUGUACGUGCUGAACCAUGUGUCUCUCUCUCAGGUGCAGACUCUCUGGGACCAGGUGGUGCUGUGCGUGUUGAACCAUGUGUCUCUCUCUCAGGUGCAGACUCUCUGGGACCAGGUGGUGCUGUACGUGUUGAACCAUGUGUCUCUCUCUCAGGUGCAGACUCUCUGGGACCAGGUGGUGCUGUACGUGCUGAACCAUGUGUCUCUCUCACAGGUGCAGACUCUCUGGGACCAGGUGGUGCUGUACGUGUUGAACCAUGUGUCUCUCUCACAGGUGCAGACUCUCUGGGACCAGGUGGUUCUGUACGUGUUGAACCGUGUGGUGUACAGAGUUCAGGAGAGAAACCCUGACGAGCUGCCGUUCCUCUGCCACGCUCACGACGCCUUCGCCAAGAUCCUGUGGAGCAACGGACACGCUGUGGGCUUCUACUCUGUCAGACCAGCAGGCAGUGCGUGUGGCGUGUUCUCCAGCCGCACCUUUCCUCUGCCGGUGCUGGACUCUCUGUUUGUGAGGAAGAGUCACCGCGGCAACGGUCUGGGUCUGAUGAUGCUCCAGGACUAUGUGGACAGCUUCAAAGAGGACCAGCUGGGCCUGCGAUACCCACUGACCACUACCAUGUACCGAGUGUGUCGUAGGUUCCUUCAGCUCUUUCCUGGAGACUCAGAUCUUCUGUGGGAGGUGGACAGCUCCAGACUGGACCAUCAAGUCUCCGUCGCCUCCAGGAUCCAAACCAUGAGUCUCACAGGGGGAUCUGUCAAUCACUCUCACAAGGACCAGGAGGAGGCGGUGGUCACGGUCACUAACGGCUCUGGACCCAAGGACACCGAGGAGAUCUCACCUGUCACUCAGAUACGCGAGGAGGUGACAUUAAAGAGAAUAAUGCGGGACACAGACCAGACUGAGGAUCUGCUCCAGGAGAAGACUGAAAAUGGGACGGACAUAGUUCUUACUGAGCUGGAGGACGAGGCCGUGUUUGAAGAAGUUUCGUCUUUGCUCCGGUCCGAGGAGGAGUCCGAGGUCAAGACUCUGAUCACGGUGGAAAACGUGGCCGCUCAGGUCGAGGACUCUCUCCCGUCUCCUGAACCCCUCACGGAAGAGAGAAGCCACAGCACAGAACCAGAGAGAGCCUUACGCAGCUGUAGAAACGUGGUCAACAUUCCUCAGCCUCCCUGCGACGUCAGCGAGACAUUGGAGCUCCAGAGAAGACCGCUCAGAGGCCAACACAGUUCAGCAACAACAAAACCCACAAGAGUCAGAAAAAGACAGAGCAAAGACGGAGCUGAGGAACCAGAACUGGGAGAAGAUACUGUGCACGAAGACGAUGAAGAGGUAGAAGGUGAAGAGGCCGAAGAGACAAGAGACGGGGAACCAUCUCCAGCUGUUGUGGAAACCGCCAAAGCAGAAGACACGGAACCUGUAGAGUCCCAGCCUGAAGCAGCGAUUGAACCAAGUGUGCAAGAAGCUGCUCCAACUCCCAGAGCCACCAGGAGUAGCAAGAUGACGAUUGAGAUUGUUGAAAUAACCACAAUAAAACGAGGAAGGAAGUCAACUGGAAGGAGACAAGUUUGUAGAACAGAAGCCACCGAGGAGGUCCAGAUAGAGACCUCUGAGCAAACAACUGUAGAAGAAGUGGAGAGGAUAUUACCAGUUCAAGAUGAGGACGAGGGAACUAGCAAAGAUGAUCCAGUCAAAGAUUCUGAAUCUGCAGAGGUGACAGAAACCAAGGACACAGGUUCAGAGGAGGUCAGCAAAGAUCAAGAACCUGCACUGAUGGAAGAAGACUCUCUGAACAAAGAGGAAGAAGAGAUUAAGACAGACACCACAGUGGAAGAAGCAGCAGUUGUAGAAAGUAGUCUCGCUGUAGAGGAGAGAGAGGAGGAGUCCAAACCUGAAACUGUGAUGGAACCAGACGAAACAGAUCUAGACAAAGAACCUGAAACAGAAUCUGCUUCAGAAGAAGUCACUGAAACAACACCAGUAGUAGAGACCCGAUCUUUAAGAAGUGGCCGCAAAAUUGUCACCUCUAAUCAGACAGUCCAACCAGAGACACAAGAAGAAGAACCAGAAAAGGUACUAGUCUCCACAGAGGAACAGUCUAAAGAAGCAGCAGAGCCUUCCUCUGAGGCUGUGGAAGAAGAUGAAGCCCAGAUUGGAUUAAAGGUCACAACAGAACUUCAGUCAGAUCCUACUCCAACCAAGGAUGAUGAAAAGACUCCAGAAGAAUGCCCACAAGAGACACCUGACUCAGCUGUUGUCACAGAAGAAGCUCCAUCUGUGGCUCCAACGGAGCAAGAAAACCUUUCAUCUGGUGAGACUGAAGAAGUGGUAGAAACCAGAACUCUGAGAAGUGGAGCCAGAACCUCCAGCACUGUUCUAACCCCAAGGACAACCAGAAGCAGUAAGCUGAAGACUGAGAUUGUUGAAACAACAACAUCAAAACAAGGAAGGAAGUCAACUGGAAGGAAAGGAUCAAGCAGAGCUAAAACACAAGAGAUUCAAACAUCUUCAGCUGAAGAUGAAGCCACAGAAGAGGUCCAGAUAGAGACCUCUGAGCAAACAACUGUAGAAGAAGUGGAGAAGGCAUUACCAGCUCAAGAUGUGGACGAGGGAACUAGCAAAGAUGAACCAGUCAAAGAUUCUGAAUCUACAGAGGUCACAGAAACCAAAGACACAGGUUCAGAGGAGGUCAGCAAAGAUCAAGAACCUGCACUGGUGGGAAAAGACUCUCUGAAAAAAGAGGAAGAAGAGAUUAAGACAGACACCACAGUGGAAGAAGCAGUUGUUGUAGAGAGUACUAAUGCUGAGGCUGUAGAAGAGGCAUCAUCUACAGCUGUUGAGGAAGCUGUUCUUCAAAGCACUGAAGCUGUGGACACAGAACAAACUGAGGCCCCUGUGGAGAUGGACAAAGAGUCUCAGCCUGAACCUGUGAAGGAACCAACUGUAGAAGAAGCAGACCUAGACAAAGAGCCUGAACCAGAAUCUUCUCCAGAAGAAGUCACUGAAGCAACACCAGUGGUAGAGACAGUCCAACCAGAAACACAAAAAGAAGAACCAGAAAAGGUACUAGUCUCCACAGAGGAACAGUCUAAAGAAGCAGCAGAGCCUUCCUCUGAGGCUGUGGAAGAAGAUGAAGCCCAGAUUGAAUUAAAGGUCACAACAGAACUUCUGUCAGAUCCUACUCCAACCAAGGAUGAUGAAAAGACUCCAGAAGAAUGUCCACAAGAGACACCUGACUCAGCUGUUGUCACAGAAGAAGCUCCAUCUGUGGCUCCAACGGAGCAAGAAAACCUUUCAUCUGGUGAGACUGAAGAAGUGGUAGAAACCAGAACUCUGAGAAGUGGAGCCAGAACCUCCAGCACUGUUCUAACCCCAAGGACCACCAGAAGCAGUAAGCUGAAGACUGAGAUUGUUGAAACAACAACAACAAAACGAGGAAGGAAGUCAACUGGAAGGAAAGGAGCAAGCAGAGCUAAAGCACAAGAAAUUCAAACAUCUUCAGCUGAAGAUGAAGCCAUAGAAGAGAUCCAGAUAGAGACCUCUGAGAAAACAACUGUAGAAGUGGUGGAGAAGGCAUUACCAGCUCGAGAUGUGGACGAGGGAACUAGCAAAGAUGAACCAGUCAAAGAUUCUGAAUCUACAGAGGUGACAAAAACCAAGGACACAGGUUCAGAGGAGGUCAGCAAAGAUCAAGAACCUGCACUGAUGGAAGAAGACUCUCUGAACAAAGAGGAAGAAGAGAUUAAGACAGACACCACAGUGGAAGAAGCAGCAGUUGGAGAAAGUACUAAUGCUGAGGCUGUAGAAGAGGCAUCAUCUACAGCUGUUGAGGAAGCUGUUCUUCAAAGCACUGAAGCUGUGGACACAGAACAAACUGAGGUCACUGUGGAGAUGGACAAAGAGUCUCAGCCUGAAACUGUGAAGGAACCAAAUGUAGAAGAAGCAGACCUAGACAAAGAGCCUGAACCAGAAUCUUCUCCAGAAGAAGUCACCGAAGCAACACCAGUAGUAGAGACAGUCCAACCAGAGACACCACCAGAAGAAGUAGAACAUGAACAAGACUCCUCAGAGGAACAAUCAGCAGAUCCUUCCUCUGCGGCUGUGGAAGAGGAUGCUCCUUCUGAAACAAGGAUUACUACAGAGGUUUCAUCGUGUGAAACUGAAGAAGUGGUAAAAACCAGAACUCUGAGAAGUGGAGCUAGAUCCUUCAGCACUGUUCUAACCCCAAGGACCACCAGAGGUAGUAAGCGGAAGACUGAGAUUGUUGAAACAACGACAAAACGAGGAAGGAAGUCAACUGGAAGGAAAGGAUCAAGCAGAGCUAAAACACAAGAUAUUCAAACAUCUUCAGCUGAAGAUGAAGCCACAGAAGAGGUCCAGAUAGAGACCUCUGAGCAAACAACUGUAGAAGAAGUGGAGAUGGCAUUAGCUCAAGAUGAAGACGAGGGAAGCAGCAAAGAUAAACCAGUCAAAGAUUCUGAAUCUGCAGAGGUCACAGAAACCAAGGACACAGGUUCAGAGGUCAGCAAAGAUCAAGAACCUGCACUGAUGCAAGAAGACUCUCUGAACAAAGAGGAAGAAGAGAUUAAGACAGACACCACAGUGGAAGAAGCAGCUGUUGGAGAAAGUACUAAUGCUGAGGCCGUAGAGGAGGCAUCAUCUACAGCUGUUGAGGAAGCUGUUCUUCAAAGCACUGAAGCUGUGGACACGGAACAAACUGAGGUCCCUGUGGAGAUGGACAAAGAGUCUCAGCCUGAACCUGUGAAGGAGCCAAAUGUAGAAGACGCAGACCUAGACAAAGAGCCUGAACCAGAAUCUUCUCCAGAAGAAGUCACUGAAGCAACACCAGUGGUAGAGACAGUCCAACCAGAAACACAAGAAGAAGAACUAGAAAAGGUACUAGUCUCCACAGAGGAACAGUCUAAAGAAGCAGCAGAGCCUUCCUCUGAGGCUGUGGAAGAAGAUGAAGCCCAGAUUGAAUUAAAGGUCACAACAGAACUUCAGUCAGAUCCUACUCCAACCAAGGAUGAUGAAAAGACUCCAGAAGAAUGUCCACAAGAGACACCUAACUCAGCUGUUGUCACAGAAGAAGCUCCAUCUGUGGCUCCAACGGAGCAAGGAGACCUUUCAUUUGCUGAGACUGAAGAAGUAGUAGAAACCAGAACUCUGAGAAGUGGAGCCAGAACCUCCAGCACUGUUCUAACCCCAAGGACCACCAGAAGCAGUAAGCUGAAGACUGAGAUUGUUGAAACCACAACAACGGCAAAACGAGGAAGGAAGUCAACUGGAAGGAAAGGAGCAAGCAGAGCUAAAGCACAAGAGAUUCAAACAUCUUCAGCUGAAGAUGAAGCCACAGAAGAGGUCCAGAUAGAGACCUCUGAGAAAACAACUGUAGAAGAAGUGGAGAUGGCAUUACCAGCUCGAGAUGUGGACGAGCGAACUAGCAAAGAUGAACCAGUCAAAGAUUCUGAAUCUACAGAGGUGACAGAAACCAAGGACACAGGUUCAGAGGAGGUCAGCAAAGAUCAAGAACCUGCACUGAUGGAAGAAGACUCUCUGAACAAAGAGGAAGAAGAGAUUAAGACAGACACCACAGUGGAAGAAGCAGCAGUUGGAGAAAGUACUAAUGCUGAGGCUGUAGAAGAGGCAUCCCCUACAGCUGUUGAGGAAGCUGUUCUUCAAAGCACUGAAGCUGUGGACACAGAACAAACUGAGGUCACUGUGGAGAUGGACAAAGAGUCUCAGCCUGAAACUGUGAAGGAACCAAAUGUAGAAGAAGCAGACCUAGACAAAGAGCCUGAACCAGAAUCUUCUCCAGAAGAAGUCACUGAAGCAACACCAGUAGUAGAGACAGUCCAACCAGAGACACCACCAGAAGAAGUAGAACAUGAACAAGACUCCUCAGAGGAACAAUCAGCAGAUCCUUCCUCUGCGGCUGUGGAAGAGGAUGCUCCUUCUGAAACAAGGAUUACUACAGAGGUUUCAUCUGGUGAAACUGAAGAAGUGGUAGAAACCAGAACUCUGAGAAGUGGAGCUAGAUCCUCCAGCACUGUUCUAACCCCAAGGACAACCAGAGGUAGUAAGCGGAAGACUGAGAUUGUUGAAACAACAACAACGACAAAACGAGGAAGGAAGUCAACUGGAAGGAAAGGAGCAAGCAGAGCUAAAACACAAGAGAUUCAAACAUCUUCAGCUGAAGAUGAAGCCACAGAAGAGGUCCAGAUAGAGACCUCUGAGCAAACAACUGUAGAAGAAGUGGAGAUGGCAUUAGCUCAAGAUGUGGACGAGGGAAGCAGCAAAGAUGAACCAGUCAAAGAUUCUGAAUCUACAGAGGUCACAGAAACCAAGGACACAGGUUCAGAGGAGGUCAGCAAAGAUCAAGAACCUGCACUGAUGGAAGAAGACUCUCUGAACAAAGAGGAAGAAGAGAUUAAGACAGACACCACAGUGGAAGAAGCAGCUGUUGGAGAAAGUACUAAUGCUGAGGCUGUAGAGGAGGCAUCAGAAGAACUGGAACCUGCUCCAGAGGAACUCCCUGAAACGGAAUCAAUACUCGAGAAUGACCAACCAGAGACACAAGGAGCAGAACACAAACUAGGCUCCUCAGAGGAACCAGCUGUGCCUUCCUCUGAGGCUGUGGAAGAGGAUGACCAACCUGAAACAAGGAUUACGACGGAGCUUCCACUUGAGCUUCCCAGGGUGACAGUUGUCUUGGUAGAUUUGAAUAAAGUACAGGUUGUAAAUUCCACUGCAAUCUCGGCUACAUCGCAGGUCCCUGAAGAUGUAGAAGAGGCUCAAAAGCUGGAGGAGGACACUUGUUCCGAAGGAGACCAAGGCACAGAUACAGAUCAACAAGAACCAGCUGAAGAGGAACAGGAUGUCACAGAGGAGGGGGAUCAGGAUCAUGCUGUGGCAAAUGAAGCAGAAGAUCACAUGCCUGAAGGAACAUCUCAGGUUUCAGUUUCAGACGAAGACGUUGAGGUACCAGCCACACCUUCAAAAAGAAGGAAACAGACGGUAAAGAAGACGCCAAGAAGGUCGUCACGUCGAAGACCUGAGGUUGACUACUGCGACAAUGAUCAGGAAUCGGAAUCUCUUGCAUCAGAGGACAUUGGCAUAAGUGUGCGAGAAGACCAGACGAGCGAGAAGGAAGCAGCAGAGGCUCGGAGCGAUGAGGAGUCCUCCCAAGGCAUCGUCCUGAGCCUCCGCUUGGACGAGGAGGAGGAGCAGGAGGCCACAGAAGACGAACUGGUCUUCAUCACAGAGAAGAACCUGAGGAGCAGGUCCAUCCCGUCCCUCGUCAUCAGUCCCCAGUCGAGAUCUGCUUCUCAGACCACAGAAGAAGUCGACGCGAAAGGAAGUCCGGAGCGGACGCCGAGACGGAAGAGGUCCAGCUCCAAACCAACCCCUCGCCGAGCUUCCAAACGCCAGCGGAAAUAG